This is a messenger RNA of Phaeoacremonium minimum UCRPA7, 543 nucleotides long. Its product is annotated as putative peptidyl-prolyl cis-trans isomerase ssp-1 protein. The transcript has 3 exons. Lineage: Eukaryota; Fungi; Ascomycota; Sordariomycetes; Togniniales; Togniniaceae. Gene Ontology annotation, cellular component: cytosol; nucleus. The record is from RefSeq and is a predicted model, not a curated record. Bases 1 to 543 code for a protein of 180 amino acids. Gene Ontology annotation, molecular function: peptidyl-prolyl cis-trans isomerase activity; protein binding.
AUGGCCGAUAAAUCUGGAGAAACCGGACUCCCACCGAACUGGGAAGUACGACACAGCAACAGCAAGAACCUCCCAUACUACUUCAAUGCCACCGAGAAGAACAGCCGCUGGGAGCCGCCCGCCGGCACCGACACGGAGAAGCUCAAGCUUUACAUGGCCAAGUACCACAGCCCAGCCCACGGCGCAGACGGUGCGAGCAGCCAGCCGGGCAAGAUUCGUGCUGCCCAUCUCCUGGUGAAGCACCGCGAGUCUCGUCGUCCCAUGAGUUGGAGAGAGGCCGACAUCACACGCAGCAAAGAGGAUGCCCUGCAAAUCAUCAAGGGCCACGAGGAGCGCAUCCAGAAAGGCGAGAUCUCCCUCGGCGAGCUGGCGUUGACGGAGUCCGACUGCAGUAGCGCCCGCAAGCGAGGAGACCUGGGCUAUUUCGGCAAGGGGGACAUGCAGAAGGAGUUCGAAGAUGCGGCGUUCGCGCUGAAGCCCGGCGAAAUCAGCACCGUCGUAGACACUGCGAGCGGGCUGCACUUGAUUGAGCGGUAUGAUUAA